AUGCUAAAGAUUAAUUCUAAAUCUAGGACCACUCUAGCUAGUACUCCUUAAUCUACAGCUGAAAGUAAUCGAUAGAAUUUAUUAAUUUGGGAUUAAAUGUUUGGAAAUUUUAAUAAUCCUCUUAAAUCUAGAAAUUAAGUUUAGAGAUCGAAUGCAUAAAAAUAUUAAUUGAUAAAUGAUCCAAUAUGUACAUCAUCUCCUUUGCAUAAACCAAAUCCAUUUUAGUUUAAUGAAAAGCUUAGACAAGGUUUUUAAGAGUUUUUAUGCGGGGAUCGUACAGCUCUCAACUUAGUUAAUGAAUGCAAUCACUUAAAUAGAAAAGAAGCAAAGUUAAAAAAUAGGAUUAAACUUAUCAAAAGAGCGAAUAUGUUUGCAAAUUAGUUAUAAGUAGGAAACAAAUAUAAGUCUUUACAUUAAUAAGGAUUAACAGAUGAAGAAAUUGAGAAAAAAGUUCGAGUAUAUUAAAGAUUUGAGAAAAUAAAGAAACUAAUUUAAAAGAAUUCUUAAACAGAACCAAAUGAAGAAAACAACCUCAAAGAUGUGUAACUUUUUAGACAACUCUAUGAGGUAAGUGAAGAAAACAAAAAUAAAAUAAAGCAAAAAAAUCUAUUAACAGAGAGAGCUGAUGGACAACGUGAGUAUAAUAAUGUAAAAUAUACAACUCAUGGAUAUUUGAGAAUUAAAAAGGUUGAAUAGGAAAGAUGGAAUACAGCAAGUUGCGAAAAGAAAUCAUUCAUUAAACAAAAGGUUCGAGACUCUAUUAAUGAAAAAUUAGGGGGAUUUUUAAAGGAGAGACAAUAAAAGGAGAAAGAUUUUUUGAACAAAGCUAAAAGAAAAAUGUUAAUGAAAAAUAAUCAGUAUUAGGAAUUCUCAAAAGAGAAAUAUGUUUUGAAUGAUCCUUUGAGUAAAGAUGUUAAAUUGUAUGCUUAUAUGUUUAUGAAAAAUAAAGAAAAAGGAAUAAGAACAGACAAUUCUGAAAGAAUGUGCCUAACAGCUAGGAAUGAAGAGAGACCAAAACAUUUUAUAAAGAAUUUUAAUAAUGAAUUAACAUCUCGUAAUGUAAGCAUGUCUAAUGAUUCAUCUCUUAAUUCAAUGUUAGAAAUUAAUAUAGACAAUAUGUAUAGAACAAGUAAUGCAAUCUAAAAUUAAAUUCUUUAGAGUGAUUCUGAAAAAUUCGUAAGGAGGAUAAAAUAGUUUUAAAAAGUCUAAUAACUCAAUUUUGAAAUAAUAAAGGUGAAUUAAUAGAAACUCUCAACUGAUCGCAAGUCAACUUUGUUUUGA
Paramecium sonneborni is the source of this 1281-nucleotide messenger RNA. The record is from the annotation of a GenBank genome assembly. NCBI's taxonomy places the organism in Eukaryota, Ciliophora, Oligohymenophorea, Peniculida, Parameciidae.